AUGAGCGCAAUCCGCUCCUCGUCAUCAGCCCUCCUCCUCCUCGGAGGCGUCGCGACCCUCCCCGGCGCCGCUACAGUCCGAAGCCAGUUCCCGCAACGGAGCAGCACCACCCUCUCCACCACGGCGGCAGAGCAGGCCGAGCUGGGGUACAUGCAGCAACCACUCGGCCCCGCCAGCAGCCGAACGACGGCCCACACGGCCGGGAACGCGAAGCGUAGCGGUGGUGCGGCGCAGGUUGUUACAAUGUCUAAGACGACGAUUCAAGCAGCAUCAGCAUCCUCGAAGCUGAGAGAAGGUGGUGCGGCGACAGCGGCGGGGUUCCGGUAUAAGUCUGCGGAGGAGGCUGUGGCUGUUGUUCUUGGACGGAAUCAGCAGUAUCAGAAGGACUCGUCCUCGCGGCCUGUGAGGAGAGAUUGA
Molecule: messenger RNA, 417 nt
Organism: Colletotrichum acutatum
Lineage: Eukaryota; Fungi; Ascomycota; Sordariomycetes; Glomerellales; Glomerellaceae
Exons: 2
Coding region: 1-417 (138 amino acids)
Source: RefSeq, a predicted model, not a curated record